UGUGUGUCAGGUUUCAUUCUGAGAGAGACUCGAGCGCGCGGCAGCCAGUAACACAAACCCGUCAGAUGGCACGACUGAAGCACACGGACUCCCACUAGAGCAGAGGAUUUCUCAACACUUAUGGGACUCCAUGCACUUGAAUGAGCAGCAUGCCUCUGUUGAGGACGUUUUGAAGACUGAUAUUUUCACGUGAAGAGCGGUUUAAUUGUCUGAAAAGAGAACUUUAAUCCGUUUAUUUGAGCACCCCGUUCAGCGUGAUAAAGUGCUGGAUAAACAUCAAAUUGCCUACAUAAGUCUCACAGACAUGGAGGACAUGAAAAUGCGAAUAUCACCUGAGUUCAGUCAGGAGAGGACCUGCGUUCAGCAUCCUUGCCAAAAGCGCCUUCUGACGAACUGGAAGGACAUGUGUGGAAUCUGCGUGUGUUUGAUCUCGUUUGGAGUUUGUGUGUUGCUCUACCUGAGGACGUCAGAUCUGCAGUCCAGGGUGCUCAGUUUGGAAAAGGACAGAGAUCCUCGUAUCUCCGGUUGGAUCUCUGUGGAACAGGUGGAGCCCGUCCUGUGGAGUCGACUGGAUCAGAUAUUAGAGGAGAAAUUAGCAGCGCAUCUUCCGAAGAUCCGGGCGGCUCGGGAUGCACCUCAUAACUGCAUCUGUCCACCAGGACCUCCCGGUUUGAGGGGAAAGAAAGGCCGGGAUGGGGCUUCAGAUGCAUAA
Molecule: messenger RNA, 712 nt
Organism: Carassius gibelio (silver crucian carp)
Lineage: Eukaryota; Metazoa; Chordata; Actinopteri; Cypriniformes; Cyprinidae
Product: collagen alpha-1(XXV) chain-like
Exons: 4
Coding region: 305-712 (135 amino acids)
Source: RefSeq, a predicted model, not a curated record